AUGCCGAUCAAGAGGGAUAUCGCAGAUGUCACUGAAAAUACUGACAAUACUGAAAAUCCAACUCAAGGGAGCCCUCAGAAUGAAGGCGAAGUUCUGGACAUGCUUAUCGUUGGAGCUGGGUUCGCUGCGGUCUACUUGCUCCAUAGAUUGAGACAACACGAGUUCAAAGGGAAGAUUGUUGAGGCAGGCUCAGACCUUGGAGGAAUUUGGUAUUGGAAUCGCUACCCUGGGGCACGAGUCGAUAGCCAGUACCCUGUCUAUGCUCUCUCAAUUCCAGAAGUCUACAAUGAUUGGACAUGGUCUUCGCACUACCCAGACCACGCCGAACUGCGCGAAUACUUCAAGCACGUGGAAGACCGUCUCCACAUCAAGAAAGACUGUGUCUUCAACAGUAAAGUCAUUUCCGCCGAGUGGGAUGAUAAGACCUGCUUGUGGACCAUCACCUGUCAUACUGGUGCGGUCUUCAAGGCCAAGUUUUGGACUGCAUGUACUGGAUUUGCAGCCAAAAGGUACAUUCCAGACUGGAAAGGAAUAGAAGACUUUCAAGGCGUCAUCCACCAUUCAAGUUUCUGGCCCAAGGAGGGUGUUAAUGUCAGCGGCAAGCGGGUCGCUGUUAUCGGGACUGGAGCAACUGGGGUUCAAAUCACCCAGGAGUGGGCUAAAGAAAUUGGGGAAGAUGGGCACCUUGAAAUGUGGCAGCGCACGCCGAAUCUCGCAUGUCCGAUGAACCAAAAAUCCCUAACAAAAGAGGAGCAGGCGAAACUACGAGACGACCUUGCCGCGCGAUUUUCAGAGCGCAAUAACUAUUACAAUGGAUUCUUGUAUCAAUGGCGCGAAAAUUUGACGUUCGACCACAGCGACGAGGAGAGGGACGAAUUUUACUGGCAGCUGUGGAAGAUGGGCGGGUUUCGCUUCUUGAUGAACAACUACUACGACAUGACUCGUAAUGAUGAAGCCAACCAGAAAGCUUACAACUUCUGGCGAGAUCGUGUUAGAGAGCGUGUACAUGAUCCAAGAAAAGCAGAACUGCUAGCCCCUUGGGAGCGUCCACAUCUCUUCGGAGGCAAGCGAUUAUCCUUAGAGCAGGACUUCUAUGAUCAUUUCAACAGGCCGAACGUGGAUGUUGUGGACGUCCGUAACAAUCCCAUCAAGUGCUUUGUGUCAGACGGCAUAAUUCAGGAAGAUGGUACCCACCAUAAACUAGAUAUUGUCGCUCUCGCAACAGGCUUCGAUUCCAUUACAGGUGGCUUGAAAGACAUGAAGAUCACGGGUGUUGAUGGUGAAGUAUUGACCGAGAAAUGGGCAAAGGGUACGUGGACUUAUUUGGGUAUAUCAACUGCAAGUUUUCCGAAUUUCUUCUUCACAUAUGGCCCUCAAGCACCAACGGCAUUCUCGAACGGCCCAUCGUGCAUUGAGAUCCAGGGUGAUUGGAUAACGAGUGUUCUUAAUGAUAUGAGAGCCAAGAGUUUCAAGAAAAUAGAUGCGAAGAGGAAGGCCGAAGAAGACUGGAGAGCUCUCAUCUUCGAGCUGAUCCAUGACACACCCCGUGGGAAGGUCGAUUCAUGGUACAACGGGGCCAACAUACCAGGCAAGCCGCGCGAGCAUCUAAACUAUGCCGGCGGAAUCCCUAGGUAUAAGAAGACGCUCGAGAAGGUUAGGCAAGACGGCUAUGAGGGAUUCACGGUAUCGUGA
Molecule: messenger RNA, 1692 nt
Organism: Exophiala spinifera
Lineage: Eukaryota; Fungi; Ascomycota; Eurotiomycetes; Chaetothyriales; Herpotrichiellaceae
Exons: 6
Coding region: 1-1692 (563 amino acids)
Molecular function (GO): N,N-dimethylaniline monooxygenase activity; flavin adenine dinucleotide binding; NADP binding
Source: RefSeq, a predicted model, not a curated record